CCAUACAAAAACAAAUUCCCUUUGCCACUCUAUGUCAAGGUCCAUACAAAGCACACUGACCCCUCUUUUGGGGCCAACCUCUGCUCUCCUUGCCCCUUUAGGAUUUGAUAAUGACUUCUCAAAGCAAAUCAAGCAGCAAUAUUUCUUUCAUUUCUCUUUCGCCUUGAGAAAAAGUGAUUCCUUACAUGUCCCACAUCAUUUUGCCUUUCCAAUAUUCCUUCCCCGGGUACAAAUAAAUGCCACCUAUUGAUUCUUCAUUCUCACUCUCCACAAUUUCCAUUCCCUACAAUACAUUUCUCUUGGUUUCCUCCAUUUUUCCUCCAAUUGUCUAAUGAUUCCAGAGUUGGAGAAACCUAAAGUCACUGAGAUACAACUUCGAAUGGACUGCAAUGGGUGUGUACAGAAGAUCAAGAAGGCUUUACAUGGCAUCAAUGGUAAGUUGCAACUAUCUUUCUUUAAUAUUUUUCAUUCUAUUUCUGCAGUAUUAACAUGGAAACAUAAUUAUGAAAACUCAUUUCUCUUUCCAGGUAUAUAUGAUUUCUAUAUUGAUUUCCCCCAACAAAAAUUAACAAUAAUAGGGUGGGCAGACCCUGAAAGGAUAAUGAAAGCGAUAAAGAAAACAAGGAAGAUCGCCACAAUAUGUUCCCGCUCAGAAGUAGCAGAAUCUAGCAAUCAGCCACCAGUACAACCCCAAGAGGGUAGCUGUGGUGGACCAACCCCUGAAGCAGCAAACCCUCCCCCUCCACCACCAGAGGGUGCCAAUCCACCAGCAGAAGCAGCAAAACCACCUGAACCACCAAAAGAUCAAGCACCACCACCACCAACAUCAGAGAAUCCGCCACCUCCACCAGAGAAUCUGCCACCACCCCCAGAGGUGCAUCCCUCACCCAUUGCAACAGAAACCAACACCAGCCAAAAAGCAGGUCCCUCCGGGCCAAAAGAUAUCGGAGAGGUUCAUGUUAUACACCACCACCCUCCUGACUACACCUACGGAUAUGGUUACGCACCCAGCUACAGUGGACACUGGAACAGAUACAAUAAUGGCCAGAGGUUUCAACAAGCUGCACCUCAAGAUCCACAACCCAUCUACGUCACUCACAGUUACAACACUUAUAAGCCAUCACCUUAUGUCACAGAAUAUGAAUAUGUCAGGUCACCACCAAGAUGUGUAAACUACAGCCAGGUGGACCACUACAAUGAAGAUUAUCAUAACAACAAUAGCUAUCACAACAAUGGAAUUAUCACAUCAAUGUUUAGCAAUGAAUAUCCGAAUGCAUGUAGGAUAAUGUAGAAGGGUUUAGGGGUUGAUGAUCAGUCUGAACACAUAGCUGAUUUAUGGUUGGUUUGCUUCAGAGGGAGAAACUUGAAAAAGAAUACCUAAAUAAAUGAUAAAACUGUCCUGUGGAAGUAAUGUUUUGUAAUGAGCAUGUGAAAAUACUUAGUUAGCUAGGGAAGAAUGAGAUUCUAAGCUUCUUAAGUGCUGGGAGAAUUGAUUCCUCUUUCUACUUCUGACAUAGCCAACGACUAAGACACCCCUGGCUAGGUACUUCUUUAUUGUAGAAGAAUUCAUUAAAGAUGCUAUUAGAUUACAAAAACACUGAUCA
This is a messenger RNA of Mangifera indica (mango), 1604 nucleotides long. RefSeq names its product leucine-rich repeat extensin-like protein 3. Gene Ontology annotation, molecular function: metal ion binding. NCBI's taxonomy places the organism in Eukaryota, Viridiplantae, Streptophyta, Magnoliopsida, Sapindales, Anacardiaceae. The transcript is spliced from 2 exons. The record is from RefSeq and is a predicted model, not a curated record. Bases 332 to 1291 code for a protein of 319 amino acids.